AAAACGUCUCGUUGCCUUCUGAACCUUUCUCAACGCGUUUCUAUUUUCUUCAAUUCAUUAUACUUUGAUUCUGAUUUCUUUAUGCUUAAUGAUAAGCAUGCUUCUAACACUGUCAAGCCAACCCCUACUGCAAAGCCAUGUGGAGGAGACCCUGAAUCUGCUCGAGAGAUGCUCAAACAUGAAAGAACUAAAGCAGAUUCAUGCCCAAGUUCUGAAAAAUGGCAGCUAUAUGCACCAGAUUGCAGUGAGCAAGCUCUUAGCUUCAUGCACAUCUUUGGAAUAUGGGAACUUAGCUUAUGCUCGUAUGGUUUUCCACGGAAUAAGCUCCCCUAACAUUGUCAUGUGGAACACCAUGAUCAGAGCAUACUCAAACAGUAAUUUCCCAGAAGCAGCCCUGCUUCUCUACCAACAAAUGCUUCACCAUUCAGUCACUUGCAAUGCUCACACUUUCCCUUUCCUUCUCAAAGCAUGUUCUGCUCUCUCAGCUCUUGAAGAAACCAAACAAGUUCAUGCUCACAUAAUCAAAACAGGUUUUGGUUCAGAGGUUUAUGCCACAAACUCCCUCAUUCAUGUUUAUGUGAAUUUCGGCAGCAUUGAAUAUGCACGCCGCCUGUUUGAUCGGCUUCCCCAACCAGAUAUGGUUUCUUGGAAUACAAUGAUUGAUGGUUACAUCAAAUUCGGAAACAUAGGCAUGGCCAACGAGAUUUUUCAAGCCAUGCCAGCGAAAAAUGUAAUCUCUUGGACCACCAUGAUUGGUGGGUUUGUCAAGGUGGGUCUGAACAAGAAAGCCCUGUCACUUUUUCAUGAAAUGAUGAUUUCAGAAAUCAAACCUGAUAGUGUGACUAUGAGUUGUUCUCUUUCAGCAUGUGCAGGUCUGGGAGCAUUGUACCAAGGUAUGUGGAUUCACGCCUACAUUCUUAAAAAUGGAAUAAAAGAAGAUCCAAUUUUGGGUUGUGUGCUUGUGGACAUGUAUGUCAAGUGUGGUGAACUGGAAAAAGCCAAAGAAGUGUUUAGAAGAUUGGAGAAGAAAUGUGUCUGUGCAUGGACAGCUUUAAUCGGCGGCUUUGCGGUCCACGGAAAGGGAAGAGAAGCUCUUGAUUGGUUUAUUCAGAUGCAGAAAACAGGAAUCAAGCCAACUUCAAUGACUUUCACUGCAAUUCUGACUGCUUGUAGUCAUGCAGGUUUAGUUGAAGAAGGAAUGUCACUGUUUGAGAGCAUAAGUUCUCUUUAUAAAAUGAAGCCUAGUAUAGAGCAUUAUGGAUGCAUGGUGGACCUUCUGGGUCGAGCAGGGUGGUUGAAGGAAGCAAAGGAGUUUAUAGAUUCAAUGCCCAUAAAACCAAAUGCUGCAGUAUGGGGAGCAUUGAUCAUUGCUUGCAAUAUGCACAGAAAUCUUGAGCUUGGCAAAGAGAUUGGGAAAAUUCUGAUUGAAGUGGACCCAGAUCAUGAGGGGAGAUAUAUUCAUUUGGCAAACAUUCAUUCUGCAGCUGGAGAAUGGGACCAAGCAGUUCAAAUAAGAAGAGAGAUCAAAGAAAGAGGUCUUCAAAAUCAUCCAGGAUGUAGUACCGUCACCCUUAAUGGAGUUGUGCAUGAGUUCUUUGCUGGGGGUGGAUCAUGCCAUAUCAAAGAGAUUUAUGAUGACAUGUGGGAGAUAAUUGCAAAUAGACUUGGGGAAGAAGAGAAUUUGUUAAUAUAAGAGGAUCUGUGUGGAGCUCUAUUUCUCAAGAGGUUGAUGUUUUCACCUCUAGAUGCAUCUCAAGAUUCUAAUUUUUGAAGAAAAGGAUCUCAAUACGUAAAAUGGUCACUGGAAUUGCAAUUCCAAUCGCAAAAUUCACAGCAGUACUUGGAAAGUGUUUCUCUAUUAUAUCUUCUCUCAGCAAAUUAUCUUCACAAAAUGUUCAUCAGUCUAUCCAUGCACAGCUCAUGAUUAUGUAAAUUCAGUUUUCCCAAAGAUUCUUCAAAUUUCCCGGCCACAAUAUUAUACCCA
Prosopis cineraria is the source of this 1984-nucleotide messenger RNA. RefSeq names its product pentatricopeptide repeat-containing protein At5g66520. Gene Ontology annotation, biological process: RNA modification. The transcript has a single exon. Bases 89 to 1693 code for a protein of 534 amino acids. Gene Ontology annotation, molecular function: RNA binding; protein binding. Lineage: Eukaryota; Viridiplantae; Streptophyta; Magnoliopsida; Fabales; Fabaceae. The record is from RefSeq and is a predicted model, not a curated record.